Molecule: messenger RNA, 3059 nt
Organism: Danio rerio (zebrafish)
Lineage: Eukaryota; Metazoa; Chordata; Actinopteri; Cypriniformes; Danionidae
Source: RefSeq, a predicted model, not a curated record
UCAUGCGCCGUUAGGUCACAGUUAUGAACGUUUUGUUUAGGGCACUAAGAAAAACUGUCAACAGUCGAUUUUAUAGACAUAUAUCUGUAAGCAUGAUAAGACGCACUCAGAUUAAGAAAGUGCUGUGUGUGGCCGAGAAAAACGAUGCAGCUAAAGGCAUAGCAGAGAUCAUGUCAAAUGGCAGAUCCAGAAGAAGAGAAGGCUGCUCUGUUUACAACAAAAUAUAUGAGUAUGAAUACAACCUGUUCGGCCAAAAUGUUACUGUAAACAUGACGUCAGUAUCAGGGCAUCUCUUGGCUCUUGAAUUCAAAGCUCCUUUUCAGAAAUGGCAUAGUUGUAGUCCAGUCCUAUUGUUUGAUGCUGAGGUGGAAAAGUACUGCCCUGAGAACUUUAUACCGAUUAAGAGGACUUUGGAGAGAGAGGUGAGGCAGUGUCAAGCUCUGAUUGUUUGGACUGAUUGUGACAGGGAAGGAGAGAAUAUCGGCUUCGAGAUCAUUGAUGUCUGCAAAGCAGUGAAGCCAAACAUCCAGGUCUUCCGUGCACGGUUCUCUGAGAUCACCCCAAACUCCAUUAGGAGAGCCUGUGAGACCCUCACGGAGCCUGAUAUCAAUGUUAGCGAUGCGGUCGACGUGAGACAGGAGCUAGAUCUUCGCAUUGGGGCAUCGUUUACCAGAUUCCAGACUUUGCGCCUGCAGAAGAUAUUCCCAGAAUCUCUCUCUGAUCAGCUCAUCAGUUAUGGCAGCUGUCAGUUCCCCACUCUUGGCUUUGUGGUAGAACGAUUUAAAGCCAUUCAAGCCUUCAUCCCUGAAACAUUCUUCAAAAUCAAAGUUGUCCAUGAACCUAAUGAAGAGGAGUCAGUGGAAUUCAACUGGAAAAGACAUCGACUGUUCAAUCACACCGCAUGCCUUGUGCUGUAUCAGAUGUGCAUGGAGGAACCCAUGGCGAAAGUUAUAUCUGUAACAAGUAAACCAAAAAGCAAAUGGCGACCUUUACCACUGGACACUGUGGAACUUGAAAAACUGGCCUCCAGAAAAUUGAGGAUAAGUGCCAAAGAAACCAUGAAGAUUGCAGAAAAGCUGUAUACUCAAGGUUUUAUCAGUUAUCCUCGCACGGAGACCAACAUGUUUCCACAGAACCUGAACCUUACCCGUCUGGUUGAGCAACAGACACAGGACCAAGAAUGGGGAAAUUUUGCCCAGCGUAUUUUGGAAAGCGGUGGGCCCACUCCUCGAAACGGAAACAAAUCAGAUCAGGCCCAUCCCCCCAUUCACCCCACCAAAUACACCAACGGUUUACAGGGAAAUGAAAAGAGACUUUAUGAGUUCAUUGUACGUCACUUCCUGGCCUGUUGCUCCAAAGAUGCUCAGGGUCAAGAGGUCACAGUCGAAAUUGAUAUAGCGGAAGAGAGAUUCUCUGCUAGCGGACUGACGAUCAUCGCUCGCAAUUAUCUGGAAGUGUACCCUUAUGACAAGUGGUACAAUAAGGUGAUUCCAUCAUACAGCCCUAACACCACAUUCCAGCCCACAGCGAUUGAGAUGGUGGAAGGACAGACCAGUCCACCACAGCUUCUGACAGAGGCAGAUUUGAUAUCACUCAUGGAGAAACAUGGCAUUGGUACCGAUGCAACACAUGCUGAACACAUUGAGACCAUUAAGAGUCGCAUGUAUGUGGGGCUGACGGCAGACCAGAGGUUCCUUCCCGGAGAGCUCGGCAUGGGUCUCGUUGAAGGAUAUAAUUCUAUGGGAUACGAGAUGUCUAAACCAGACCUGAGAGCUGAGCUGGAGGCAGACCUUAAACUUGUGUCAGAGGGCCGGAAGAAUAAAGCAUCUGUCCUCAGUUAUCAUGUGGCAAAAUACAAAGCCGUUUUCAUCGAGUCUGUGAGGAAGGCAAAGAAAUUAGAUGAGGCUUUGUCCAAUUAUCUGGGUCCGGCUCAGGAGAUUGCAGAACAGGAGCAAGUCGAGUUGGAGAUACCAUUACCUGUGCGAAAGUGUCCUCAGUGUAACCGAGACAUGGUGCUGAAGAAGAAGAAAGACAGCACAGGGAUGCUUCUUUCAUGCUUGGGAUAUCCAGCGUGUAAAGCAGCCGUGUGGUUUCCUGACACUGUCCUGGAAGUCAGCAGAGACGAGAGCAUCUGUCCAACUUGCCGUCCACAUCCGGUUCAUAUGCUGAAGUUUAAAUUCAAGAGGGGAAGUUUGCCACCCAUGAUGCCUCUUGAAUUUGUUGGAUGCAUCGGAGGAUGUGAUGACACUCUCAGAGAGGUUUUAAACUUGAAAUAUCUCAGAGGACGUGAUGCAGAAUCUGCCCCUCAGGCCAAUAACAGCUCCAGAUCCAGUCAACACCACAUUCAUAGAACCAGCUCGGCACCUCCUCCAUCCAGGGUAGAGAACAUUAGACCUCCAGCACCCAGACCUCGAGCUGAUCCUGGUCUGCAACCUCCACCUUCAACUCAGGGCGGUGCCAUUGUGUGUAACUGUGGUCAGGACGCCUUACUUCUCACCGUGCGCAAAGAGGGUCCCAAUCAAGGGCGUCAGUUUUACAAGUGUAACACAGGAGACUGCAAGUUCUUCCUGUGGGCCGAUCAGCCACCUGAACAGGGGGUGCCUGAAAGAAACAGAGGGCCUUUAAGUCAAAACGUCCAGCCUCCCAGGCCUUCCAAUGGGUUUGGGAAUGUCUCACAGCAGAGGCAGAACCACAGAGGGUCUGGAGGCGAUGAAGGGGAAACUAUGUGUAACUGUAAUGAGCCUUCAGUCACCAGGACUGUCAUGAAGGAAGGGCCGAACAAGGGCAGAAUGUUUCACACCUGCGGGAAACCACGAGAUCAGCAGUGUGGCUUCUUCCAGUGGGCCAAUGAAAAUGUGGCACCAGCCACAGCGUUUUCUGGAGGAAAUGGUGGUAAACCAUCUGGGAACAAAAAGGCCAGUACUACCUCAGUCAAGCCUCCCACUGCCAAAAGGCAGAGGACCUGUGGAAUAUGUCAUGAGCCAGGACACACCAGAGUCACCUGUCCUCAGGCCCACUGAAAAACUAAAUUUGUAAAUAAAAUUAAUUUGUCUUAUGCA